Phalacrocorax carbo (great cormorant) is the source of this 6375-nucleotide messenger RNA. NCBI's taxonomy places the organism in Eukaryota, Metazoa, Chordata, Aves, Suliformes, Phalacrocoracidae. The record is from RefSeq and is a predicted model, not a curated record.
AGCGUCCACGUCGUGUCUGCUCCUCUCAGGCUUCCCAAAAGCGGGGCGCCGGGUACCGGGUGCGGGUCCCGUCCCUGCCCCUCGACCCCUCCCCUUUCGCUGCCUCGUGCCUCCCGACACCCCUCAGAGAACCCUGACGAGACCCGCAACGCGGGGAGGGGGAUCGCGCGGCCCAGCCGCCGCUCGCCCCGACGCUCCUAUCAACACAACCAAACCCCCGCCCCGGGACUCCCGACAGGGCAGCGGGGCCGUGUGGGGACGGAACACGACGGCCGCAGCAGCCGGCCCCAGCAGCCGACUCCUCAGGGAAGACGCACAGCGCCGGCGCCUCCAACCGCCGCCUCAACCCGCUUCCCUCAGCGAAACGACUACUGCACAUGCGCUCCGCAGCACCGCCCGAUCGACGGCAGGAUGAGCCAGUGGAGUGAGAGGGGCGUCUUUGCCGCCGGCCAAUGGCUGGGCGGCUUGGCGGGGCGGGCGGCGGUGUGGGAGCGGAGCGGAGCGGCGGGCAUGUGGCGGGCGUUGUCGGCGGGGUGCCGGCUGUUGUGGCCCUUCUCCGCCGCGGCGGGGGACGCCCUCUGGUCGCGGCUGCUCCCUCCCGGGGCGUCCCGUGGGGGCUGCGUAGCGGCGCGGGGCGCGGCAGGCGGCGGAGCCGGGGCGCUGGGGGCGGUGGCGGAGCGGCGCCGGGCGGCAGAUACUGUUCUUCCAAAGUUCAACAUUGACCUUGUUGUAGCUCUGCUGAGGCAAGAAAAUGCUAAAGACAUCUGUGUCAUCCAGCUACCUCCAGAAAUGAGAUACUGUAAUUAUUUUAUAGUUGUGAGCGGAUCUUCAACACGACAUCUCCAUGCAAUGGCGCAUUACAUGCUGAAAAUGUACAAGCAUCACAAAGAAGAAAGUGAUCCUCAUACUCAGAUUGAAGGAAAAGAGACAGAUGACUGGCUGUGCAUUGAUUUUGGUGGCAUAGUGAUGCAUUUCAUGCUGCCAGAGACACGAGAGACUUAUGAAUUGGAGAAGCUAUGGACCCUCGGUUCCUAUGAUGACCAGUUAGCACAGAUCACUCCACAGUCACUGCCAGAAGACUUUAUAUUUGGACUGAGUCCUAACAGCAGUGAUCAUCUUGAGACAACUUAAUGCAGCUGCUGAGUGGAAAAAGAAAUGAGUGAGCCUUCACAGAUCUGAGACACAGAGUCUUGAUUACUGACUUAGCAGUCACUGCAGUACAAAAGAAUAUAUUUAUUGGAUAUGCCUAGGUUAAGUUCUGACCAAGCUACAAAAAUGAUCAGAAUUAUAGGAUCUUUUAGGUUGGAAAAGACCCUUAAGAUCAAGUCUGACAUUUUACAGUUAAAGGAGGAGUCCUAUCAUAAGGGAACUUUCUGGGGGACUCACUGUCUCAAUGAAGUUUGCAGUGAGAAGAGUGGGGCAAAGACAGCUGCUUAAGCUACUUACCCUAAAAUUCAUGUUCUGCCUCUACAGUAAUUGUUUUUUGUAGUAUCUUUGAAAGACCUGCCUGUAGUGGCAGUGCAAAAAAGGCUUGAAUGCUGCAAGGAAAAACUAUGUGAAAUAGUACAGUUUAGAUGAGGCUUCUUGUAUUAAGCCAUUUGUUUCUGGUCACAAUGAAGCAAGUCAUGUUCUAGUUGAAGGAGGAAAUAGGUUGGUGUUACUGAGCACGUAAAAGCCAAGAGUAGCAGUGACAAAUGUGUCUUGAGUUAAGUCAGUUUUUCAGCCAAGGUCAAUCUGUUUUUAAUAAUAAUAAAAAAAUCCAAAACUUGAGGAGCUUAAAUUCCUUGUCUUAAUGUUAAAACAUUCAGCUCAUUCUAAGUGUGCAGCGGGCCCCUCUCCUAGUUUACCUCUCACCUAGUUUCUGGAAAAGGACACUGAGGCAACGCGCUGUGGCAGUGCAAACCUUCAGCUCCUUUGAAGUGGGUGAAAGUAGUUCUAGAGGAAGCCCUUGGUCAUUGAGGAUUGCUUGCUGCUACUGGACUGUUCAGCACUUUUGUAAGUCAUUCCACAGUGUGUUCUUAGUCUGACUGCUGCAUGGUCUAAUAAUGAGUUAGAAGAGCUUCAAGAUAGUAACAGAACUUGUCUGUGUAAACCAAGAUGCUUUUCUCCACUACAGGACAGGGCUUUCAUCAUUAGAUUAGGAUCUCUUCCUUCUGGAGAAGCUUGCUCUGCCAUGCAUCAUGAACACUGAGAACAAUCACCUUUUACCCCUGUAGCCCCACAAACUACUUGAAGUUCUGUCUGCACCUCUUUCCUGCACAGCAGCUGCUGUUCAUAAUAUCAGAGAACAUGACCUUGGGUUUUGGUUGUGUGGGUGUUUGUUACAAAAAAAACAAAAACAAAAACACCUUUUCCCUCAUUUCAACCCGGUCAUGUUUUCUUGCUGUGUCUAGCCUCUCUUUUGCCAGGAAGAGAGUCCUCAGUCACCUGCUCUUUGAUACAAGGCAGCAGAUAGCUCUGCAAAUUAAGCAAGGAGCAUUUGUUAAAUGUAGUUAAACUAUGCAGAUAAAGCAGCUUUGCCCACAAAAUAAAGGUAGUGAUGGUAAAUCUGCAAAGAAAGAUUUUUAGAAUGUUUCAUGAUAACCUGGCAAUAAGUAAUGUGCAUGGGGGAAGAUAACCUUGGCUGUCGUACAGAGUGAUAGGCUCUAAAUCAGGCCUUUCUUCCUAGGAGGGACAUGGUAUAACUUUGAAUCGUUCCCUGAAACCAUUUGCCUUUUGCUGCUGCAGAAAAGUAACACUAGAUGAAUAGAGGCAGAUUCAGCAAAUAUUACUAAAUGUGGGUUCAUAUAAUGGCGUAGCCGGAACUGCAUAUAGUAUUCUGUCUCAAAGAGCACAGUAACAAAAGGAGCACCCAGAAAAGAACACUGAGAGAUAGGGAACAGCUUCCACCUGAACAGACUCUUACCUCUUUCCAGCUGUAACAGUCUGUAAGAUGAGACAAAAAAAAGGUCAAAUGAACUGAGGAGACAAAACCCAGUAAAAUAAAUGAAAACAGUAUAACUGAAUUUACUGUGAAAGCACAUUGUGAAAAGGAGUUAUAUGGAACAUCCACUGGUUGCUACUUAAAUAAUCAGAACUGCCAGCCCAGGAAAAGAUCUUCAUCCCCCAUUUAACAGAAGCAGUCAUAAUCUCUGCCAAACUACCAUGAUGCCCUGGCCAGGUUACCUGCCCAACUUGGUGAGCCUUUGGCCUGACCCUCUUGAAAGCUGAGACCUAGGAAUUAGCACAGGCAGUCCGAUCAGUAUUCUGCAAUGUUAAACCCCUUUUGGAAGGAAAACAUUUGGGAAUUGUUUCAGUCCUACCAAUCAGGUGAUUUCUGUGUGAAAUAAGUACUGAGCAUCUUGUCCAGUGAGUCAACAGAUCUGUACAGAGGUAUGUGCAGGUUUGACUCUGUCCAGGGUCUCUUGAUGAUGGGAUGAACAGGAGAAAGUUGUCAAGGUAAAACUUUGGUCAUCAUUUCACCGAUUUCCUGCACUGCAUUUGAGUAACUUCAUUAUGAAGCAGUGUUUGCAUUCAUCAGUUGAGCUAACAUCUGUGUUGCAGCCCGCUUGAGUGCUUACUCCACAAUUUUUCAUGUUAAUCUAAAAAUCCUAUGCCCUAGUACCAUGUCAAAAUCACACUGUCCUGCACAGCAUACAUGCUUCAUUUAAUGGAAACUAAUACAAAGAGCGCAUGCCUUUGAAGUUGCAGCUUAGGAAUAAAAGCUGUGGAAGGUUAGAAGCAAAUAAAAGCAUCAUGAUUAAGCAAAUGCUUAGAACAGUCAGGGCUUUAGCUGUCACAAAAUGCACCAGCGAUACAGAGGAAGGCUUAAUAUCUUACAUUGCUCAAAUGGCAGGGAUGCUAGGUCCAAGAAGAUAGGCUCAAUAUUGGCAUGAAAAAUGAGCUUAGAGUUCCCUGUGAAACGCAAUACCCUAUGCAGUGUCUUCUACAGACAUCAUUUCUUCAAUUCCCUCUUUCUGGUGGUUGGUCCCAGUAAAUGAGCUGUGAAGACAAGUGGGAGGGUACGAGAGUCUGGAAAAUAGGUUUGGUUUUCCAGCCCCCUUUAAAAGAUACAGAAUUUUACUAUUCAUGACGCUUCUUCAUUUCCCAAUCCUUCCCUCACUCUAAAGCAUUCAGUUAAACAUCUAGUCUCAUUUCUAUUCCAAAUAAUGUUAACAAGGAUCUAGAUGGAGAGGCAAUACCACCUCACUGGCAAGUGGUGUGCACCUGGGUAGCAAUAGUAGCAGUGAGAUACAGGUUGCCGUCACAUUUGCUUGCUAGUGUGGCUGGUUCUGCCUAUCCAAGCUUCUAGGGCCACACUCAUUACACCGCUUCAUCACCCUGACAGCACGGAAGUAACAACUAGGUAAAAAGCAGCCAAAAAAAAAGGUUGAAUGGGAAUGCAGAUCUUGCUUCAAACCUGUUAAAGAUUCCUUCACGUUUGCCCUGGGUGAGGACUGUUGAAUACACGUCCUUUCCACAGCAAACCAGCCUAAAUGAUCUGCAUAAGACUGAAACCAUGAACUAGAGGUUGUCCUACAGACUGGAGAGCAUUGUUGUAGGAGGCAGAUGAAUUAUAAGCCACAGAAGUCACUGCUUGUAGCGCAAACAUUGUAACCUGGCUGCUGGAUGGCCUAGCAGCUAUGGAAUACCUGUGGGUGACUGUUCGUCCUUAUCCAGUUAUUAUGGACAGAAAACCAACUUGAUCAAAGCAGCACAAAUACUUAGAACAGUCUGUGUGCCUCAUUAGUUUAAAAAAACACCACACAACUUUAUCUGAUGAUAGGAGUUAAACUCUUUAUUCCAUUCAGAGGCAUCUGGCAAGUGGAGCUGCAUUGGGGGGCACAUUACAGAUGAAAAAUGAUCCAUACUUUGUGGAUACUGAAAUCAUUUACAGUAUUUACUUUCUAGCUAUUCCCAAAUACUCCAAAUUACCAAGUCUCAAUUGAAAAGAAAAACAUGAUUUACCAUACUAAGUCUAGAAAUUUAAGAGAGAUGACAGUAUUAAAUCAGCAGAUGUAAAUGCAGCGCCUAUUUGUAACUUAAAUUUUAUGGAAAAUAAUGAAGUCAAAUCCUUCUCAAAUGUUAAGAAAGGAACGUCAGACUGACUUAAGCCUCGACAAAAAUCAAAAUGCUAUGACUUUUCAUACUUCAGUAAUUUUAAAUUCAUUGUAAGAAAAAAAUUAUGCUAAAGGCUAGAUGAAGGUCACUGUCAAAAAAGGAAAAGAAACUCAUUUUUCUUUGCUAAAACUACAACAUAAGUUUGUGGUUUUUAAACCAAUUAGUAAAGAAAAGAUGCAGGAAAAACACUUCAGACCAUUUUCAAAAUUAUCUAAUCUGUACAACAAUGAUCUUUGGGAAAAUUAUCUAGUCUAUGUAGUAAUGCCUCUAUUUCAACAUGAACCUAAGAGGUAGAUAACAAAAUGAUGAAACAAAUGUUUUUGCUCGUUGUGCCCCACAAAUCAGUGCAGCAUGGUGAUUCUGAUCAUCUCAUGCACAAAAAACAUCACAAAAAAAGGUUCAGAGGUAAUAGCAUGGCUCUGUCGACCACACACAUACAGGCGCGCACGCGCACACACACACACACAGCAGUCUUUAUGCACCAUGUGUUGCCACAUUUUUUUUUUCUUAAACUGAGGUAGACUGAAGUUUAUUGUAGAAACUUGAAUGUGUCACUAUUACCACAAUCAUCAUUCAAAUUACAUUCGGAAAUUAAAAAAAUUUGGUAACUUUCCUGUUAUCCCUGCCUUUUGACAUUUUUUUUUCUUCUCUAAUGGUUGGUUGCAGAACGUGCAUAAAUCCUGCUGCAUCUAUUAUAAGCCAGGCUAGAGAGGUUGUUGGUUUCUUUUUUUUUCUCCUUGUAAUAGUUUUUUAAACCUUCAAAGUGGCUUAGUGUGGCCCAUAACAGCGGCUGGAUAUGUAAACUUAGCCUUUCAUUAUCUUUCAAUGUGAUCAAACACUGUUUGACCUUCCCCCAUCGUGGUAACUGAAAGCAGUAUGAUGUGAUCUGCGGACAGCAGAGACCCCCAUGGCCUCAAAUACACUCUAGCAGAUCAAGUGUUCUAUCAAACUGAAGAUGAAGCUUGCUCUUUGAACAAAAUGGCAAAGUCCAAAUGGGCUGCAAAUGGUUAAAUGUAGCAUUAUUAGGUAGUGAUGGUCAAAGGCACAAAGGGUUCAUGCAUUCAAUCAAGUAGCACAAAAAAAAAUUCAGCCUCUUGCAGCCUUCUAAAUUUUUCCCCCAACCCCAGCCUCUUGCCAUCACUUCCUUGUCCUGUUCCCAAAAAAGUACCGUCACAAACUUUUUCAUCCCAUCUUAAAAGAAAACUAAACGGCAUUGCUGCUAUCAGAAUGUUGGCAUCAUUCACUAUCUUUUGAACAUUCACUGAAUUUUUUUUU